Molecule: messenger RNA, 1389 nt
Organism: Populus nigra (black poplar)
Lineage: Eukaryota; Viridiplantae; Streptophyta; Magnoliopsida; Malpighiales; Salicaceae
Product: trihelix transcription factor ASR3-like
Exons: 2
Coding region: 232-1260 (342 amino acids)
Source: RefSeq, a predicted model, not a curated record
GAGGUUCCCUUUAUAGUAGAAAAUUGAUUAGAUGGAAAAAGAUAUGAAACUGUUCAGGGUUUAUCCUUAGAAAUAAGGCACUAAUCCAUACCACAUACAUGAUACUAUCCAGACACAAGAAGUACAUCCUUCUCUCCUCUCCUACCUCAGGCAGCAAGUUGAAUGGUCCUUUGAUUUAAGACCAUUCAGACAUUUUGAGCUUUACUUACUGUCAUACACAGUCCAAUUGUCAUGGUGUCAGAGUCAAAUGAUGGACAAGAAACACAGGAAUUGUCUAGACCCAACGGAGUUCGUAAAGAACAAGCACUAGAUGGGGAUGACAAAACUAAAACAAGACAUCCUCGAUGGACUAGGCAAGAAACUUUUGUCCUCAUUGAGAGCAAGAAGGUUGUAGAGAACCAAUUUCAAUGGAGUCGCAGAUCCACCUCAGCCUUGAGAUCAGAUCAGAUUGAAUCCAAGUGGGAUUCAGUUUCAUCAUAUUGUAGACAGCACGGUGUGAACCGAGGACCUGUUCAAUGCCGGAAAAGAUGGGGAAACAUGUUAUGUGAUUUUAAGAAGAUAAAAACAUGGGAGUCUCAGCAGAUGAACGAGGCUGAAUCAUUUUGGAUGAUGAGGAAUGAGCUGAGGAGAGAAAGGAAGUUGCCCAGUUUCUUUGACAAGGAAGUUUACUAUCUCUUGGACGGGAGGGUGAUCACUACUGAUGCAAUUCCAUUGUCACAAAUCACUUUCAAGAAACAAAUGGAUUGCAUUGAUAGAGACGAGGCAGCAACAGCAGAGGAAGAGGAGGAGGAACAUGAAUACACCGAGGCAAAUCUUGAUAGCAGUCAGUGUGCUAGAGCAGAAGAUGGUUUAUUUCUGGAAUGGGAACAACCUGGACAGGAUAAAACUUACUGGAGCUCCAAGAAGGAAACUACAGCAACUGGGAAUCUGAGAAAGACACGGGCAAAUCCAUUGCCCAUAUCAUCAGUGCGUGCAGGUACAACCAAAAAACAAAAUCUAGGAACUAAAACAAGGAAAGGAUCGAUGUCUAGGGAGGGGAAGAAGAGGCGCUUAUCAUCAGAUGAAAGUGAGGACCCUGAUCUUGAGGAUAGAUUGAUCAAAGUUUUAGGGAGGAACAUGAGCAUGCUGAAUUCCCAACUAAAAGCUCAAAAUAUUAAUUGUCAGCUGGAUAGAGAGCAAAGGAAGGACCAUAAUGACAGCUUAGUCAGUGCUCUCAAUAAGCUCACGGAUGCUAUAGUAAAAAUUGCUGAUAAGUUAUAAGCUAAUGGUUCAAAACAAAGAGAUGUUUGUGAAGCUUCCUACAUUGUAGUUGAGCAUUAUGACAUGUGUUAGCCUGGGUUUUGCUCCAGUUUCUUCUUUAUGAAAAUAAUCGACGUGACUUGCAUCAGA